UCGAAGCCAAAAUCCGAAUCAAAAUUGAAUCGACUAACGAACACAAGUCUAAAACCCUAGUUCUCUUUCUUCAGUCUUCACUCUUCACUCUUCACUCCAGUUCAGUUCAGUCAUCGGCUGAUUCGACUCAUUAGUGACUUCAGUUCAAGGCUGAGCUUCAUCUUCCCCUUCGAGAAACGCAAGAUUGCAACACGUUUCGGCUUCUUCUUCUCCUUCUGUCUCUUAUCGGCUUCUCCUCAUCAAGUUGGAUUAAUCAGCAUCCUCCCCCUCCUACUUUAAUAUCCUGCAGCAAUUCGCACCUAGCGAAUUCUCUUUGUGUGAAGUUUGUUCCUUUUGAACAAAGAAUUGGUUAUUUGGUAGUUCUUGCGUUUUAUUUUAGGCAUCUACUAGAGUCUAUGUCUCUAGACUGUCAAGUAUGAAAAAAAUGAGUGAAAUAUUCCCUGUGGGAGUCAAAUUAGUUGCUGCUAGUUGAGUUAAUUGAUGAAUUUAUUUUAUUUGAAAUGUUGAUUGCUUCAAACUGUGUAGAAUUCUCUAUCCGAAACUUUUUAGGAUUCUCUGUCCAUGAAGUUUGUUCCUUUGAAUGAUGAAUUGGUAGUUCUAGCGGUUUAGGCGUCAAGUAGAUUGAUAAGCAUGAAAAAAAUGAGUGAAAUAUUCAGUGUGUGUCAAAUUAGCUACUGCUUCAUUUAUUGUAUUCUGCCUUAUCAGCUAAAGCAUGAAAGAGCUGUUAUAUAAUAAGGUCAUAUAGAAUCACAUGUUCAAAGUUUCAAACCUAUUCUUCGCAUGCCAUAUCUGUGCUUUACUGCCUUACUUGACUCUAGCAUUUUCAUGAUUCUAGCGUCCUAGUCCAAGGAUAGACCAUAAAAUUUAUCGGUUAACAAGAAGAUACAGGGUUAAAAGCGGGUAAAUACUUUUAACUGCGUCUUCUGCUGAAUACCACUCACUCCAAGGGCAAUCAUUAUCCCACUGUGAUCUGGUAUGGUUUUCAGCUAGAGAACUUCCCCCAGAUUCUGAAACUUCAUCAUCAAUUUGUUGAGUAGAAUCAGCAUCAUCAUUCGCCAGGGUACUAGAGCAUUUGAGGUGACAAAUUUAAUGCAUAUGCUCGUUACAAGCUUGGAAAAGCCUUGCUAUUUGACUGAUUAGUGCUAUACUUGGGAAGAUGAAAAUGAAAGAAUUUUGACUCGAGAAAAUGCAAGUAUUGAACUCCUUCGAGAGUGAGUUGUUCUGAAUUUGUGCAUUGCAAUAUAUGCAGGGGAACAGAUAAUGCCCAAUCCUCAUGGCAUACUUGUAGACUUGUUAGACCGCUUGGUGAUCAUCCGGGCACAAACCUAUGGCCCUACUGAGAUAAUACAGGUGGAGGAUGAGGAAAGCCUGGCUUACUUGGGAAAAAUUGGACAGAAAAUAUCUUUAAGGCAUGCAGUGCAGCUAUUGUUCCCUACCAGUGUCGUGGCCAAGAUAAAUGGCCAAGAUAACAUUUGCAAGGAAGUUUUUAGCGGACAUUGAGGAAGUAACUACUAUAUAUCUUGAUGCCAAGACAUCCAGAAGGUUGCUUCAUUGAGGAAGUAACUACUCUAUAUUUUUUGUUCCAUCAUUUGUAUUCUCAUGUGUGUUGUCUCUAAUCCACUUAUUUCUUUAGGCGAUUUCUUUUGACAUUGGAAAAGCUUCUUUAACUCUUGACCAACUUGGCACUGUCAUAAAUACGAGUCAUUUGCAAUCAGAUGCAAACAAAAUUUUUUUCUUGUA
This is a messenger RNA of Punica granatum (pomegranate), 1740 nucleotides long. Lineage: Eukaryota; Viridiplantae; Streptophyta; Magnoliopsida; Myrtales; Lythraceae. The record is from RefSeq and is a predicted model, not a curated record.